This is a messenger RNA of Actinia tenebrosa (Australian red waratah sea anemone), 2196 nucleotides long. RefSeq names its product MAM domain-containing glycosylphosphatidylinositol anchor protein 1-like. Gene Ontology annotation, biological process: cell-cell adhesion. The record is from RefSeq and is a predicted model, not a curated record. Gene Ontology annotation, cellular component: cell-cell junction; plasma membrane. Gene Ontology annotation, molecular function: cell adhesion molecule binding. Lineage: Eukaryota; Metazoa; Cnidaria; Anthozoa; Actiniaria; Actiniidae.
UCGUCGUUCCGUUGUGAGCGUCUUGAGAAGAACUAAAUAUUUUACUUCCUUGUUCUCGGUUAUUUACAGAAGAUGGGCUUUUCAAGCUCAUUGUGCACGUUUCUCUUCUUAUACUGGACUUUGAUUUUCGAGGUGUCUUAUCUAAAUUGUUUUCAAUUUAUUGAAGUAACUCAGAACCCACUUGUUAUUAUUAUUGGUCAUAACAGUACAGAUGUCAAACUGCAAUGGGAGUUUGAGCUGGAUGUCAAUGAUCGGUUUGUUGGUUUCACCAUCAAMAGAUUCAGAGAUGAUCAACAYGAUCAAACAAAGGUGGAAAUGGCAAAUUAUUAUGCCAGUGAUACUCCCAGGGUUAAUAAUGCUACACUGUAUGCUCUAAAUGCGAGUUAUGUUUCACCCAGAGGGUUUGCCAUUUUCUUAAUCAAAAACAUACUUUUUCAAGGCCCUAACAAAGAUGGCACCAAGUUUGAUCCCCUUCAGUCUGAUGUGAGAUACAUGUACAGGAUUGAUGUUACAAUUCCAAACUUGGAUCCAAGUGUCAGGCCAAAUCCGAUUGAACUACAAGUUAAAGUCCCUCCCAGAAUCACUGCAUUCGUCUGCCAAGGCUGUAUAAAUAAUGGAAGUACCAUCGACAACCAAACCAUCACCUUGGUGUGUAAUUCUAUUGGUAAACCCAUGCCAAACAUCACAUGGAUGAAGAAUGGAGAAUAUUACAAUGGAAGCAGUUCAGUAUCAAGUGUAGACAACAAGCUUGUCUUCCAACAAGUAGCAAUACAUGACAGAGGAAACUAUACCUGUAUUGCUGACAACGGGGUUGGUAAUCCGGACAGGAAGUCAUUGACUUUACUUGUUAAAUAUAAACCUACGAAUACUUUGCUCUCUCCAACCAAGUUGGAUGUAUGUGCGAAUACGAACAUUACUCUCAAGUGCACGGCUGAUGCAUAUCCAUCAGUCAAGAACUACUCGCUGUACAAUGGAAAUACUUACAUUGGAUCAAGCAGCAAUGGAGAGUUUACUACAACAGCAAGGUCAUUGGGAUGGAAUAAGUUUUGUUGUAUUGCUUCGAAUGAAAUUGGAAGUAGUCAAUGUGCCUUUUCGGAUAUAUACGUACUGGGAGACAUAACCACACUGUGUAAAAUCAAUAACGAGAAUACAACAGUUGAAGUAGUAGAGGAAGGAGUUAAAGUAGUUCUGCAGUGUGACGUAUCUGGGAAUGAAUCAUACUACAUGUACCAGUGGGUUAAAGUAAAGGACAGUCUGUCUGUCAGGAAUGAUACGCGACAAUUAACAUUUGAUUCAAUAAACCGCUCGGAUGAAGGUUAUUACCAGGUGACCUUGCGAGAUAAACUAAACUGCUCAUCACAAACAAGGUCUCUUAGCAUCACUGUCAACUAUGAACCUGAGAAUACAGGUAUCAAGAUUACACCUGACAAGAAGGACUUCUGUAAAGGAGAGUCGAUAAACAUCAGCUGCACAUCAGACGCUAAACCCGCCCCAGUCUACUCCUUGUAUCGUAAUAAUGUGUUUAAUGGUAGUAAUGGAGACGGUGUCUUUGUUGUUAAACUUGCUGAGAAUGGAAACUACACUUUCACUUGUGUAUCAAACAAUACAGUUGGUAUUGGACCAAAUAAGAGCGAAAGUGUUACAGUAAGAGGCCCUUUGAUGAAAACGUGCAAGAUUGGCAACGAGUCUAUUACAAAUAAAACAGUCGUUGAGGGAUCUGAAGUAGUUCUGCUUCUUGAAAGUUCUGAAAUGGAGCGCUUGGGUUUUGCUUGGAAGAACAACACGGUCAACAUGUUAGGAGAAGUGAGGCACAGUUUGACAUUCAAACCGAUUACGCGUUACCAAGGAGGACAGUACCAAGUGGCUGCACGUGAUAGGUUCAACUGCUCUGCUGAUAUGGAGUGCGAUUUUACCUUAAAUGUUCAUUAUAAACCCGAACAAGCGCGUAUCUGGUUCUCACCAAACAAAUUAACCGUAACUGAAGGGGAAGCUCUAAACAUGACAUGUAAAGCUGAAGCUAAUCCCAAACCAUAUUAUACUUGGUUUUUCAAAGGAAUGAAGAUCCAAAGUAAAAUUAAUGAUACAAUAAGUCUCUCGAAUAUCAAAGCAAGUGAUGCAGGGGAGUACACGUGUACUUCCAUAAACGUUCUGGGAAGUUCUACCGCUACCAAAACAAUGAUGGUUACAUGUAAGUAA